This is a messenger RNA of Gossypium arboreum, 1644 nucleotides long. RefSeq names its product receptor like protein 22-like. Bases 1 to 1644 code for a protein of 547 amino acids. The record is from RefSeq and is a predicted model, not a curated record. NCBI's taxonomy places the organism in Eukaryota, Viridiplantae, Streptophyta, Magnoliopsida, Malvales, Malvaceae. The transcript has a single exon. Gene Ontology annotation, molecular function: protein binding.
AUGGAGUUGAGCAUGUUCUCAAGCCUUCCAAAUCUCAAAUAUCUCGACCUUUCAUAUAACAGCCUAUCCUUAACAUCUAAUAGCACUUCUAGUGUUAAUCUUACAAGCUUAUUUUUGUCAUCUUGCAAUCUUAGUGAAUUCCCCCAAUUUUUAAAAGGGCUUAAAAGUUUGGAAAGCUUAGACCUCUCUUACAACAGAAUUGAAGGCAAGAUUCCACAGUGGAUGCAAGAGGUGGGGAAUGACUCUUUGACUUACUUAAAUGUAUCUCACAACUAUUUGACAGAAGUUGAGCACUUUCCAUGGAAGAAUAUUGCAGUUCUUGACUUAAGCUCCAAUUUGAUCCGUGGAAAUCUCCCGAUUCCAGCUUCGACGAUCAAUGUCUUUCUGAUCUCAAAUAAUAGUUUCAAUGGAGAGGUCUCUUCUUUAAUAUGCAAUGUCACUUCUCUUCAAAUUCUUGAUUUGUCCCACAAUAACUUGAGUGGAACAAUUUCACAAUGUUUUGAAAAUUUGAGCAACAGCCUUGAAUUCUUGAAUCUGAAGAAGAACAAGUUUUAUGGGACGAUUCCUCCAACAUUUGCAAAGGGGUGCCGACUGACUAAUUUAAACUUAAAUGGAAAUCUGUUAGGAGGGCCUUUGACACCAUCCAUCCUUAACUGUAGAGGUCUGGAAGUGCUAGAUCUUGGUAACAACAAGAUCAAUGAUACAUUUCCUCAUUGGUUGGGAAGUCUUCCACAGCUACAACUUCUUGUACUAAAGUCAAAUCAAAUGCAUGGUUCCUUGCAUGACCAUAGCUCCAAGUUUAGUCCUUGUUUCUCUAAAAUCCAAAUUUUUGACCUUUCAAGUAAUUAUUUUUCUGGACCCCUACCUGUGAGAUACAUCAACAACUUCAAGGCUAUCAUAAAUCUCAAGAAAAAUGGUAGUGCAAGGUCAUACAUGGGUUUGAAGUAUGCUUCUAUCAAUAGUGGAUUCUAUACCUAUUCCAUUGGAAUUGUUACGAAAAGGACCUAUAUGGAAUUGGAAAAAAUUUUCACCAUGUGGAUGAUCAUUGAUCUCUCAAACAAUCAGUUUGUAGGAGAGAUUCCAAAGGUUAUUGGGAAGCUUAACUUACUGAAAGGGCUCAACCUUUCUCAUAAUAACCUUAAUGGUAGGAUCCCCACAUCAGUAGGGAAUUUGACAAGUCUUGAAUGGUUGGACCUAUCUUCAAACAGGUUGUCUGGGACGAUUCCAAAUAAAUUGGCAGAUCUGCCAUUUCUUUCGUCCUUAAAUGUUUCUGAAAAUCAACUCCAUAGUCAGAUUCCUCAAGAAAAACAAUUCAACACAUUUGGAAAUGAUUCAUAUGAAGGAAAUAAGGGACUAUGUGGGUUUCCGGUCUCGAAAGGUUGCAAAAUCAUUGAGCCAGCACCUCCAAAUGUGCUUGAAAAAAAUGGCUCAAAAUCAAACAUUGCUUUUGGUUGGAAAGUGGUGUUGAUAGGUUAUGGAUGCGGAAUACUGCUCGGAAUGUCGGUGGGAUAUGCUGUUUUCCAAACUGGUAAGCCGGAAUGGUUGGUGAAUUUGGUUGAAAACCAACAUGAGAAGAGGCGAAGAAGAAAGUCAAAGAAUGGCAAUCGCAGCAAUAGACGAAGUAGGCCUGAUUACUGCGAAUGA